AUGGCUUUGGAAAUGUUCAGGUUCCGCCAUGCAUCUGAUCGGAGAGAUUGCGUGUACGCCUACCUUGGUCUAGGGAGUAAGGCCUUGGCUGACUACACUAUUCCUUAUGAGACGGCGUUCAAGUAUGUUGUGCGCUCGCUUAUUCAGGAGUCAAAUAAUCUUGGGCCUUUGGUUCGGAUUGCGGAGCAUGCUGAAACACGAUCAGCGACUUUGCCUUCCUGGUGUCCCGACUAUGGAUCGUCUUUUCCAGAGACCUAUGAGAACUUGGACCAAGAGUUUGGGUGGCUUUACAUGUACAAUUGGUACCAAGCUGGGGGCGGGAACGGACCAACUAGCAGGUUUUCACUUAUCGAUUCGAGACUCGAGCAGCAAGGCAUUGUCAUUGAUAAGAUCACCAAAGCCGAGGGGCCGAUGUACAGCACGGAUACAAAAGACGAGAUUCUCUCUGCCUGGUACCAAGAUCGAGAUCCUCGCGUCUAA
Molecule: messenger RNA, 480 nt
Organism: Fusarium odoratissimum NRRL 54006
Lineage: Eukaryota; Fungi; Ascomycota; Sordariomycetes; Hypocreales; Nectriaceae
Exons: 1
Coding region: 1-480 (159 amino acids)
Source: RefSeq, a predicted model, not a curated record